AUGCCAAACGUUGGACGGCCGAGCCGGGACUGCCAACCAUGUCGACAUCGAAGAAUCAGGUGCGAUCUCGCACGUCCAGGAUGUACUCAGUGCCUAAGGAGGGGACUGCGCUGCCACGGAUAUCGAGAUGAAAUAUCUGGGCGCUUUCAAAUCGAGACCACACACUCAAUUCAACUCAAGAUUAAAAUUGAUGGUCGCAAAAAACGCCAUUUGGUCAAUACAGCCUCCGAGAAAGAUCGGUGCCACUAUAAGCAAGAAUCAACGCAGUCGCUGAUACUCAGCCCUUCCCGAGAAUCGCAGCUGAAGAAACAGCUCCUUCUCUGGAAAAAUCACCAAUUGGCACAUGCAGUAUCGAAACCACUGCCAGUGAUAUGGACCGAUCAUGCGUUGCCGCUUGCCUGUGACAAGUUUGCCUUUUCGUGUCCUGUGUUCUCGACUGUCCAUCGAUUACUGUCUCGAGCAGAAGAGGGUUCUGCGACGUAUCUCGCUGCAUACGCAGUCGGAUGUGCCUACCUAGCGAGCAUGGAUCAUUCGAAUACUGCUCUCUCGCGACAUAUCAAAGCGUAUGCGAAGGCUGUUUCUGCCAUGAACCUCGCUCUCCGUGAUGCGGAACAAGUGAGAAGCGAUAGUACCUUGUUGGGUGUCUGGUUAUUGGGGCUAUACGAGCUAGUGGUUGCGACACCAGAAAAGGCACAUAAAACCUACUCCUGGGACAUUCACAACCAAGGUCUACUGCAACUCAUCCGAGUACGAGGUCUGGAGCAAUUUCAAGACCAAGAUGGGAGAAAUCUAUUCUGUAUUAUUUUCAAUAAUUUGGUGAGUAAGUCUAUAAUCCUUGCGCCUGAUAAGCAGUACUUUGUGGAAGCAAUUACCUGGUUCGAAGCAAUAUAUCAACAUUGUGCAACAUGGGAAUACCCAUUAUUGAAGGUUUAUCGUUUUUCAUACAAGUGUAUGCGCCUCUGCAGUUCGAUCAGAGAUCUUCUCGCUCAGAAACAUGACCACAACAUGCCGUUUUCAGCCAUGCAGUCCAUUUUGCAGGAGGUCGAUGAGUUGGAGAGUACAGAUGAUCUCCAAUUUUCUUCAGCAUUAGCGACUGACUGGCCAAUAAAUCUUCCGUCGGAACCAUAUGACUUUCUGAAUCUCGGUUACAUGGCUUCAUACAUCUUGCAAUCCAACUACAGAUUACGGGUUACGUACCACCUGAAAGAUCUAUUAGACUCCGCAUUAUAUACCUCUGAUUAUACAUCGGAGAUGACCGACAGAUUGCAGGAAUCACGGGAUAGGUGUCUGAAAGAGGUGUAUUUCCUGAAAGAAAAGAUACAAUCAUUCUUGCCAUUGAUUCGCGAUACACGUUUUCGAAGCAUUACAAAAUUUGGUGCAGAUGUCUUUCUUCAUCAGCCCUUACUUCAUUAG
Talaromyces proteolyticus is the source of this 1413-nucleotide messenger RNA. RefSeq lists its product as uncharacterized. The transcript has 4 exons. The coding region runs from base 1 to 1413 and encodes 470 amino acids. The record is from RefSeq and is a predicted model, not a curated record. Gene Ontology annotation, biological process: regulation of DNA-templated transcription. Gene Ontology annotation, molecular function: zinc ion binding; DNA-binding transcription factor activity, RNA polymerase II-specific. Lineage: Eukaryota; Fungi; Ascomycota; Eurotiomycetes; Eurotiales; Trichocomaceae.